Molecule: messenger RNA, 1177 nt
Organism: Pomacea canaliculata
Lineage: Eukaryota; Metazoa; Mollusca; Gastropoda; Architaenioglossa; Ampullariidae
Product: peptidyl-prolyl cis-trans isomerase-like
Exons: 5
Coding region: 34-651 (205 amino acids)
Biological process (GO): protein folding; protein peptidyl-prolyl isomerization
Molecular function (GO): peptidyl-prolyl cis-trans isomerase activity
Source: RefSeq, a predicted model, not a curated record
GUGUUAAUACUGCAAAGAAACGGAAGACAAAGAAUGGUGUGCACAUUUUCGUACGCUUGCGCGCGCAUCUUCCUUUCCCCCGGCGCAAGACGCGGCGUGACUAGCUUGAAUUGCAAUCGCUCAGUUUUGUUGAGGUUUUUUGGCGACGACAGCAAGAUGGGCAGGCCAAGAGUAUUUUUUGAUAUGAAAGCCGAUGGCAGAGAUAUUGGAAGAAUAACUUUCGAGUUGUACAGUGAUGUUGUCCCCAAGACAGCUGAAAAUUUCCGUGCACUGUGCACUGGUGAGAAGGGAUUUGGCUAUAAAAAUUCUUCUUUCCACCGGGUUAUACCACAGUUCAUGUGCCAGGGAGGUGAUUUCACAAGAGGUGAUGGAACAGGAGGCAAAAGUAUUUACGGCAACAAAUUUGAGGAUGAAAAUUUUAAACUGAAGCACACCAAGCCAGGUCUGUUGUCUAUGGCGAAUGCUGGGCCCAACACCAAUGGGUCUCAGUUCUUCAUUACAACUGUAGUCACUUCAUGGCUGGAUGGGAAACACGUGGUAUUUGGUGAGGUGGUUGAAGGCAUGGAUAUUGUGAAGUCGAUUGAGACUUAUGGAUCUCAGUCUGGCAAGACCUCCAAAAAGAUAACAGUUGCAAACUCUGGCCAAUUGUAAACAUUUGCAGUAUGUCAUUACAUUUGUAGUACAGUAAAUUUUGAAUAAUCAUUGUACAUUUUCAGCCACAAUGUUCCUUUUUGUAUUUUGGAUCAGUUUUAGAUUUUGUUAGUGUAACCAAUGAUUUUCAAGUAUACUGUUUACAUACCAGGUACAUCUCAAACUUGUUUAAAAAAAAAAGUAUAAAAUACAUGACAAAGUCGUGCAAUUUGGUUUUUACUCCCUUUGAACUUGACAUUUCAUACAGAAAAUAAAUCCAUGCAUUAUAAUCAAAUUCUUAAAGACCUAAGAAGUUCUGUUGUGCAAAAUAUUUCAGUCAAGCAGGAGAAAAUUGCAGGUAUUUUGCAUUUAAAGAUUUUUUUAUGCUUGGUAAACACCUGGACAAUGAAACAGUGAACAAAUAAAGAAUGCUGCAUCAGCAAAAUAAUUUCUUUCUGGUCACUUUUACUCUAAAAACUGCUUUUAGAAAGAAUGUAUGGAUGCAACCUUUCAGUUCAGUUCACAAUAAAAUAAUGCCUGCAAAGAC